This is a messenger RNA of Salvelinus sp. IW2-2015, 1767 nucleotides long. RefSeq names its product actin-related protein 3. Gene Ontology annotation, biological process: Arp2/3 complex-mediated actin nucleation. The record is from RefSeq and is a predicted model, not a curated record. Lineage: Eukaryota; Metazoa; Chordata; Actinopteri; Salmoniformes; Salmonidae. Gene Ontology annotation, molecular function: actin filament binding. Gene Ontology annotation, cellular component: Arp2/3 protein complex; actin cortical patch.
ACUUCACUCUGCGGGUUCAGGGUUCCGCCUCUAAACUAGCUAGCUAAAUAAAUGGUUAUCCCUCUACCCAAAACAAACGACUUUCCUUUUUAUAAGACCCAUUGGAAUAAAGCAGCAAUUCACUAUUGCACUCUGCAGUAGAUAUUUAAGGAAACAUGGCUGGACGUCUACCGGCUUGUGUAGUUGACUGUGGCACAGGGUACACAAAGAUUGGAUAUGCUGGAAACACAGAGCCACAGUUUAUUGUUCCUUCAUGUAUUGCCAUCAAAGAGUCGGCCAAGGUUGGAGACCAAGCCCAGCGCAGGAUGACGAAGGGGGUGGACGACCUGGACUUUUACAUCGGUGACGAGGCAAUAGACAAACCAAAUUAUGCAACAAAGUGGCCCAUUCGUCAUGGGAUCGUGGAUGACUGGGAUCUCAUGGAGAGGUUCAUGGAACAGGUCAUCUUCAAGUAUCUGCGUGCAGAGCCCGAAGACCACUACUUCCUCUUGACAGAGCCUCCUCUGAAUACCCCUGAAAACCGAGAGUACACAGCAGAGAUUAUGUUUGAGUCCUUCAACGUUCCAGGUCUUUACAUCGCUGUACAGGCGGUCCUGGCGCUGGCAGCCUCAUGGACCUCCAGACAAUUGGGCGAGAGGACCCUGACGGGGACGGUGAUUGACAGCGGUGAUGGGGUCACCCACGUCAUCCCAGUGGCGGAAGGCUACGUCAUCGGUAGCUGUAUAAAGCACAUCCCCAUCGCUGGUCGAGACAUCACCUACUUCACCCAGCAGCUGCUGAGAGAGCGGGAGGUGGGCAUCCCACCAGAGCAGUCAUUGGAAACACCAAAAGCCAUCAAGGAAAGGUUCAGUUAUGUCUGCCCUGACCUGGUGAAAGAGUUCAACAAGUACGAUGUGGACGGCUCUAAGUGGAUCAAGCAGUACACGGGCAUCAACUCCAUCAGCAAGAAGGAGUUCACCAUCGACGUGGGCUAUGAGCGCUUCCUUGGCCCUGAGAUCUUCUUCCACCCAGAGUUUGCCAACCCUGACUUCACCCAACCCAUCUCCGAGGUUGUUGACGAGGUCAUUCAGAACUGCCCUAUUGACGUCAGACGUCCCCUCUACAAGAACAUCGUGCUCUCUGGAGGCUCCACUAUGUUCAGAGAUUUUGGCCGACGUCUGCAGAGGGACCUGAAAAGGACAGUGGAUGGCAGACUAAAACUCAGUGAGGAACUGAGCGGUGGCAAGCUGAAGCCCAAACCCAUCGACGUGCAAGUUAUCACUCACCACAUGCAGAGAUAUGCUGUUUGGUUUGGCGGGUCUAUGUUGGCAUCAACUCCGGAGUUUUACCAAGUGUGCCACACCAAAAAAGACUAUGAGGAGAUCGGACCGAGCAUCUGCCGCCAUAACCCUGUCUUCGGGGUCAUGUCUUAAAAAGGACUUCCCUCGGUUAUCACUGGAGCUUGCAGUUGGAGCAGAAUGGAGUGGACGGACAGAGGCAGAGUUGCAUUACUGCACUACGGUCGCUGCUUAAUCCAGCCUAUUUCCAGGGCUACGGUUAAAGACAAAAUACAGGAAGAGAAUGACAUAGAAAUAGAAUGACUAGAUUCUAUUCCUAUGGAGAAUGACUCAUUCAUCAACUGCAGACCAACUAUCAGGCUGACAAACGGGGGGUGAAUAUCUAUGUAAAAGAUAAGGAAAUGGUGUCUUAAAGCCAAAAGAAUUUUCAGAGCAAUUGUGUGGACACAAAAUAAUGUGCAAGAUAAUAAAGUCAACUCAUGUAUGGUUA